AUGGGUUUUAUGGAGAAGCUCCGCGCCAAAUACGACAUCUACAAACUUCAACAACGCUACACCCGCCGAGAAAAGCGAACAACCUUUAUCUCCGAUGCAAGAUACGUCGAUGGCGAAUACGUCUAUAACACCUCCCCCAUGAGGACGGGCGGAUCAAACAGCAGCUUUGGCAGUGAUGGGUCUAAAUCUGGCAGCAAGCGGCAGUCCAGGAUAAUCUUCUUCUAGGAAACCAAGCAUGGAUGUCAACGGACCAGGAGACGUCAUGGAGCGCAACACAGGAGCCUGCGAUAAGCUCCGAUCAGGAAGAAGAUGGCAGUUGGAAGACGAAACGGGCGUGUUUCGAAUGGCCAAGGAGGCCGUUUCAUCGACGGCUUCGAAGCUGGUUUGCGAUGAGACGUUUCAGAUCUCGCCUUGA
Molecule: messenger RNA, 415 nt
Organism: Lecanosticta acicola
Lineage: Eukaryota; Fungi; Ascomycota; Dothideomycetes; Mycosphaerellales; Mycosphaerellaceae
Source: the annotation of a GenBank genome assembly